Messenger RNA from Penicillium nucicola, 1422 nucleotides. RefSeq lists its product as uncharacterized. Bases 1 to 1422 code for a protein of 473 amino acids. Gene Ontology annotation, molecular function: lipoic acid binding; acetyltransferase activity. The record is from RefSeq and is a predicted model, not a curated record. NCBI's taxonomy places the organism in Eukaryota, Fungi, Ascomycota, Eurotiomycetes, Eurotiales, Aspergillaceae. The transcript has 4 exons. Gene Ontology annotation, cellular component: mitochondrion; cytoplasm.
AUGAGCUUCCGGCGCAGUGGGGGACUUCUCCCCCGCAACUUUCGGCCUUGUCUACCCCAGAAUCACCUCCGCAUUCGCUCCACUCCGCCGCUGUUGUCUCGGAAAUUCCAUGCCAGCUCCCUGCUAUGGGGAAUUAAGUCACAAAUGUUGAAAGAUGUUGGUGAAGGUAUCACCGAGGUCCAGAUUAUUCAGUGGUAUGUGGAGGAGGGGGCACAUAUUGAGGAGUGGAAACCUCUAUGUCAGUAUCAAUCUGAUAAGGCUGUUGAUGAUAUUACAUCGAGAUAUGAGGGUGUUAUCAAGAAGCUUCAUUUCGAUGCUGACGACACAGUACCCACGGGGAGAGCACUCUGUGAUAUCGAGGUUCCAGAUGGCAAAUACCCCGAUGAUAACCCUCCGCACCAGCCUAGAGCGGAUCCACCAGCCCCAGAUCUUGUUGUAGCUGCAACCCAAGCAGCCGAAUCCUCCCAAAUAGCUCCUCCUCCUUCUACGCAAGAGGUUGAGGUAGCGCCAAAAUCAAAGCAUGCAAACCUCGCCGUGCCAGCCGUACGCGGUCUACUAAAAAGCCAUGGCGUGGACAUCGUCCAAGUAAACGGGACAGGCAAAGAAGGCCGAGUAACGAAACAAGACGUGCUCGACUUUGUCGCAGAAAGAGACUCCCCGUCCGAAUUAAGCCAAAUUCCUCCCCAAGCCUCUACGUCACCAGACACAAGACAAAUAGAGUCAAUCACCAACCUGACCCCGAUGCAAUCCCAAAUGUUCAAGACAAUGACGCGGUCCCUGAACAUCCCGCACUUCCUCUACGCCGAUGAACUCAAGGUCAACGAUAUCACAGCCAUGCGCAAGAAGCUCGCCAGUGACUCUCGCGAUCCCAAGAAAAUCACCUUUCUCCCCUUCGUCGUCAAAGCCGUUUCCCUCGCCCUGGCAGACUACCCAAUUCUCAACUCCAAGGUUGACGUCAGCGACCCCAACAAGCCAAAGCUAGUAAUGCGCGCCAAGCACAAUAUCGGCAUCGCAAUGGACACACCAAGUGGACUCAUCGUCCCGAAUAUAAAGGACGUCGCCAGCCGCUCGAUCGUCGAUAUCGCCGCUGAGAUCGCGCGGCUUAGUGCUCUUGGCCAAAGUGGGAAACUGACACCCGCUGAUCUGAGUGGUGGGACAAUCACCGUUUCAAAUAUUGGAAACAUCGGCGGCACGUACGUCGCGCCGGUCAUUGUGUCGAGUGAGGUUGCUAUCCUUGGUGUUGGUCGAUCAAGGGCUGUUCCGGUCUUCGAUGAGGCUGGCCAGGUUACGCGUGGGGACAUGGUUAACUUUAGUUGGAGUGCGGAUCAUCGUGUCAUUGAUGGGGCGACUAUGGCGAGAAUGGGCAAUCGCGUUCGCGAGCUGGUUGAAUCUCCUGAGCUCAUGCUUCUGAAUCUGCGGUGA